Messenger RNA from Budorcas taxicolor (takin), 1662 nucleotides. It is a transcript of the gene MYLK4, whose product is annotated as myosin light chain kinase family member 4. Gene Ontology annotation, molecular function: protein serine/threonine kinase activity; ATP binding. Gene Ontology annotation, biological process: intracellular signal transduction; protein phosphorylation; positive regulation of apoptotic process. Gene Ontology annotation, cellular component: nucleus; cytoplasm. Bases 1 to 1566 code for a protein of 521 amino acids. The transcript is spliced from 13 exons. The record is from RefSeq and is a predicted model, not a curated record. NCBI's taxonomy places the organism in Eukaryota, Metazoa, Chordata, Mammalia, Artiodactyla, Bovidae.
AUGGCGGCCGCCGCGCUAGGCCCCGCGCCGCGCGCCCCCGGCUCCGGGAGGCGGCAGGACGCGCGCGGCGCGGCGCAGAGCGCCGCUCAGGCCUCACGCCCGGGCCGCCCGCGUCGGCCCGCCCUCUGCCCGCCGCCCCGCCGGCUCGCGCGGCGCGCCGGGAAGCGGGGUCCGCGACCGCUCGGCGGGCUGCGCGUGCGGAAGCCCGCCCGCGGGAGGGGCGCCGGGGCGGCGGGGCGCGAGCCGCGGCUGCGCCAGGGGCGUGGCUUUGCGCGCGGAGCUGUUUCUCCCUCUUGCAGUGGAGAGAAGAGUCACGCUGACUGUGUCCUCAUUUACAAAUCAGAGACUGAGGGGGACAGAGACCACACUCCAGACACGGACUUCCUCGGAUUCCCCACCAAGAUGCUAACAGUGAAGAGGCUGGGAGGAAGCAACGCGUGUUACCGCAGUGACCGGCUGGAGAAGAUGGCCUUUUUCCAGUGCAUGGAGGAGGUGGAGAAGUGCUUUCUGGAAGAAAGUUCUGGUGAACAAGAUUCGAGAUCUGGAAAGAACCAGGCGAAGGAGCAAGCGUGGUCACUCCCUGGCCUGCAGGAGACCGCACCUGCCGCCGGUGAAAGGACAGCGGCCCCCGCAGCCGACGCCCUGGCACCGCCCGCGCCCUUUGACCACCGCAUCGUGACAGCCAGGCAGGCCGCCGUCAACAGCUUCUACACCGUGAGCAGGACCGAGAUCUUGGGAGGUGGACGCUUCGGCCAAGUUCACAAGUGUGAGGAGAAGGCCACGGGCUUAAAGCUGGCAGCCAAGAUCAUCAAGACCAGGGGCGUGAAGGACAAGGACGACGUGAAGAACGAGAUCAGCGUCAUGAACCAGCUGGACCACGUGAACCUCAUCCAGCUCUACGAUGCCUUCGAGUCUAAGAACGACAUCGUCCUGGUCAUGGAGUACGUGGGCGGCGGUGAGCUCUUCGACCGCAUCAUCGACGACAACUGCAGCCUGACCGAGCUCGACACCAUCCUGUUCAUCAGGCAGAUAUGCGAGGGGAUAAGACACAUGCACCAGAUGUACAUCCUCCACCUGGACCUGAAGCCUGAGAACAUCCUGUGUGUGAAUCGAGACACUAAACAAAUAAAAAUUAUUGACUUUGGAUUGGCCAGAAGGUACAAACCCAGAGAGAAGCUGAAGGUGAACUUCGGAACGCCUGAGUUCCUUGCCCCCGAAGUUGUGAACUACGAUUUUGUCUCCUUCCCCACUGACAUGUGGAGUGUGGGCGUCAUCACCUACAUGCUACUCAGCGGCUUGUCCCCCUUCCUGGGCGACGACGAUGCCGAAACCCUGAACAACAUCCUGGCCUGCAGGUGGGACCUGGAGGACCAAGAGUUCCAGGACAUCUCGGAGGAGGCCCGGGAGUUCAUCUCCAAGCUUCUCAUUAAGGAGAAGAGCUGGAGAAUCAGUGCUAGUGAGGCCCUCAAGCACCCUUGGCUGGCGGACCACAAGCUCCACUCCAGGCUCAGCACGCAGAAGAGGAAGAAUUGCUGCUCUGAUGCCCAGGACCUGGCGACCAAAUAGUGCCCGGAAAGCGCCCUCUGGAAAGGAAAACUGCUGCGGUUGCUGCUGCCUUGAGAAGAUUUUUGGAAAAAUCAGCAAUUCUGAUGCCUUGACCCC